CCCAGUUUGUGUUCAGUCUCUGUUUCCUCCCUUCUGUGUCAAUUCAUUGUUUCAUCUUCCCAGCACUUCCCUGUGGAUUUACCCCGAUUCCUUUUUGUGUUCCUUUCUCUGGUGUUUUGUUGGAUUUCUGUGAUGGACAUUUUGACUUUGGACUCUGAUAGAAGGUGUGUGACAGUCCACUGGUGACCAAUUUGCCGCCGUCGUCAUUCAGAAGCUCCUCCCAGCUGACCAGCAGCCAUGGGCCUGUUUUUGCUAAGGUCAACAGGAGAGAAGGAGCUGGAGGUUGGUCUCCUCUGGUCUCAGACAGAUACCAGUGGUUGGAGGUGGAUCUGGGGAGGCGUACCAAGAUCACAGCUGUCGCCACGCAGGGACGCUAUGGCAGCUCUGAUUGGCUGACGGCUUACCUGUUGAUGUUCAGUGACACAGGACAUAACUGGAGGCAACACCGGCAGGAAGACAGCUUUGGGGCUUUUCCAGGAAACAGUAAUGCAGACUCUGUGGUCCAGUACAAGCUGGAACAAUCGGUGAUAGCCCGCUACCUGCGCCUCAUUCCUCUGGACUGGAACCCUACUGGGAGGAUUGGACUCCGACUGGAGAUUUAUGGAUGUCGAUAUACUUCUGACGUGGCUAACUUCGAUGGCGGCAGCAGCCUGGUCUAUCGGCUGAGUGUGAGGCCGAGCUGGACGGAGAUGGAGGUCAUCUCUUUAAAGUUUAAAACCCUGAGGAAUUCUGGGACGCUGCUGCACGCAGAGGGACAGAGAGAUCACAGCCUCACUCUGGUGCUGGAGAAAGGACGGCUGCUGCUCUACCACCAACAAGGUUUGAGUUCAUCGUCCAGCGGUCAGCUCCUUGUUACUCUUGGAAGUCUGCUCGAUGACCAGCACUGGCACCACAUAAAGCUGGAGCGGCUCAACGCUCACCUCAACCUCACCGUGGAUAAAAACACUCAGCAGGUUCACAUCCCAGCGGAGCUCAGCAGCUGGGACAUUCACCAGUUAAGUCUGGGAACCGUCCAGGGCCAUGGUUUGCAGAAACCCAUUCUGUCAAACAGGAACUUUCACGGCUGCUUGGAAAACCUGCUCUACAACGACCUCAAUCUCAUCGAGCUGGCCAAAAAGAACAACCACCAGGUCUCUAUGAUGGGCAAUGUGACCUUUUCUUGUGCUGAGCCAGUUUUGGUCGCUGUGACGUUCACCGACUCCCAGAGCUCCCUCAUGUUGCAGGGACUGAGGUCGUGGUCUUCAGGGGUCAUCUCCGUGGCACUGCAGUUCAGGACCUGGAACAAGGCGGGGCUUCUAGUGACCUUUGACCUCCCGCAGCAAGAGGGAACGGUGUGGUUGUACCUGAGUGAGGCCAGACUUCGCCUACAGAUCAGUAGAGCUGGCAGGGCUCAGCUGGAGCUCAGUGCAGGCUCUGGUCUGAACGACGGUCAGUGGCAUUCUGUGGAGAUGAACUCCAGGCAGGAUCAGCUGAGCAUCACAGUGGACAAAGAUGAAGGAGCUACCGCCCACACCAGCAUCCCACUUCCCAUGACCCCAGAGAGUCAACUCUUCUUCGGUGGUUGUCCUGCUGAUGAGGAUAGACAGGAGUGUGUGAACCCCUUCAGAGUGUUUCAGGGCUGCAUGCGUCUCCUGGGUCUGGAUAACCAACCUGUUGACCUGAUUAAGGUGCAGCAAAGGCUGCUGGGAAACUACAGCCACUUACAGAUUGACAUGUGUGGCAUCAUAGACAGGUGCUCCCCCAGUCACUGUGAACAUGGAGGAAGAUGCACUCAGUCAUGGAGCACCUUCCAUUGUAACUGCUCCAACAGCGGCUACAGAGGAGCCACCUGCCACAGCUCAACAUAUGAACAGUCAUGUGAGGCAUACAAACACAAAGGCAACACUUCAGGACAUUAUUAUAUAGAUGUGGAUGGCAGUGGACCAGUCAAACCCCAGCUCAUCUACUGUAACAUGACAGAGGACACAGCAUGGAUGGUGGUUCAGCACAACAACACAGAACUGACCAGAGUGCAGUCAUCCCCGGAGAAAAUCCAACAUUCAGCCCACUUUGACUACGCGUCUGAAGAGGAACAGCUGGAAUCCAUCAUCAGCCAAUCAGAUCACUGCGAGCAGGAGCUUUCCUACCACUGCAGGAAAUCCCGCCUCCUCAACACACCAGAAGGGUCCCCGUUCAGCUGGUGGGUGGGAGGUCCAGAUCCAGGUCAGGUCCAGACUCACUGGGGAGGGGCUCUGCCUGGCAGCCGGCAGUGUGCCUGUGGCCUGCAGGACAACUGUCUGGACUCAAACCACUACUGCAACUGUGACACGGACCUCGACCAAUGGGCUAAUGACUCUGGCCUUCUCAUCCAUAAGGAGACCCUCCCAGUCAGGUCCCUGGUGCUGGGUGACGUCACGCGGCCAGGGUCUGAGGCUGCCUACAGGGUGGGACCUCUGCUCUGUCAUGGAGACAAGAACUUCUGGAAUGCAGCGUUUUUCGACAAGGAGACGUCAUACCUUCACUUUCCUACUUUCCACGGGGAGCUGAAUGCAGACAUAUCCUUCCUGUUUAAAACAACGUCCUCCUCCGGGGUCUUCCUGGAAAAUCUGGGCAUCAAGGACUUCAUCCGGAUUGAGCUCAGCUCCUCCUCAGAGGUCGUCUUCUCUUUCGACGUUGGAAACGGACCACUGGAGGUGCGAGUGGAGGCAAGCGUCCAGCUGAACGAUAAUCGAUGGCACAGCGUGCGAGCUGAGCGAAAUGUGAAGGAGGCUUCGUUACGUGUUGAUGAGUUUCCUGCCGCCACGCAGGAGGCGCCCGCUGAUGGACACAUUCACCUGCAGCUCAACAGCCAGCUAUUCAUAGGAGGCACCGCUUCCAGACAAAAAGGCUUCCUUGGAUGCAUCCGCUCUCUGCAGCUAAACGGUGCCACUCUGGACCUGGAGGAGAGGGCAAAGAUAACCCCAGGGGUCCGACCCGGGUGCCCAGGCCACUGCAGCAGCUACGGCUCACUCUGCCAGAACCAUGGACGCUGUGUGGAGAGAGACAAUGGUUUCUCCUGUGACUGUGGCCCCUCAGCAUACACUGGAUCCUUCUGUCACCAAGAGAUUUCAGCCAGCUUCACAUCAACGACCUCCAUCGUCUACAACCUCCAGGAGCCCUAUGAACCCAGCAGGAACAGCAGCACCAUGCCUUCCUCCAUCUACUCUGAAAUGACGCUGAGAGGAGAAAACCUCUCGCUGAGCUUCAGGACCAAUCAGAGUCCUGCUCUGUUGCUCUACAUCAACUCUUUCUACAGAGAAUACCUGGCCUUGCUCAUCAACAAACACGAUGAGCUGGAACUGCGGUACAAGUUGCACAGCAGCAGAGAUGUGGAGGUGCUGGGGAGCCGAGUCAUGAACUUGGCUGAUGGACAUCUGCACUCACUGACCAUCAGGAGACUGGCAGACACUGUUUCUGUUCAGAUUGACCAGAAUGCCAGAGAGGACUUCAACUUGACGUCUGAUGUGGAAUUCAACAGCAUCAAAAUGCUCAUCCUAGGCAGAGUGCAGGAGUCUGAUGAGCUGGAUUCAGAGCUGGCCGGGUUGGCCUCUCUUGGGUUCACCGGCUGUCUGUCAGGUGUUCACUUGAACUCAAUCAGUCCUCUAAAAUCUGCUCUGCUGCACCCUGACAGCCAUGUUAUUGUCACUGGACCACUGGUGGAGUCGAGCUGUGGUUCCUCUUCUCCGGCUAAUCCCUACACGGCAGAAACCACACACUCCUUAACAGACCAGCCUGGCUCAGCGGAUCCAGGUCAACCUUUAGUCAAUGCCAUGAGGAGUGACUCAGCUCUAAUUGGAGGGGUUAUCGCUGUGGUGAUCUUCAUCAGUGUAUCCGCGCUGGCAAUACUGGCCAGAUUCAUCUGCAGCAGGAAGGAGACGUAUAGGAACCAAGACGUAAAAGCGUCCCAGCCUGACGACAUCCACGAGUUACCCUUCAGCAGCCAGGCGGACUCUCAGUGCGCUCCUCGUGAAAACCAGAAGGAGUUUUUUAUUUAGCAGGAAACCCUAAACUCCCACCUACCUGACAGGACAGAACAAGGUGAUUUAUCCCACACUCAGUGCUUUGGGGGACACACAGUAACCCUUGGCUCGUGUGAGUCAACAGGAUAUGAAGUCAAAAACUGAACAACUUGUUGUUUCUUUCAUGUCUGCUGCCAUUUUGAGGAUGUAAAUACUUAAAGAUGUAAAUGGUUAUAUGUGUGCUUAUAACAAUGUUUACCUGCCAUAUCCAAAUGUUUAAAGUGAUUUAUUGAAAUAAUAUAUAUGUGAUGAUCAAAACACAACUUUGUUGCAGUUAAACUAGACUUUUGGACUUUAUGUUAAUUUAUAAAAGACACUUUUUUUAAUAGGACAAUAAACCUUCAGUGAAAUUCAAGAUGUCAGAGCCAUGGAAUGUGUCAAAGUAUGGGAAGACUGGUUGAACUGAAUGCAGGUUUGAUUCAUACAUAUCAGCCAAAGCACUUCCCAACUACAAUCCAUCCCUAACAACUGAACAUAAUUUUAACACCUGCUGUACAUAUUCACACAAAAAUAAAGUCAACCCAAAAACUUU
Messenger RNA from Notolabrus celidotus (New Zealand spotty), 4569 nucleotides. RefSeq names its product contactin-associated protein-like 4. The record is from RefSeq and is a predicted model, not a curated record. Bases 411 to 4013 code for a protein of 1200 amino acids. The transcript is spliced from 24 exons. NCBI's taxonomy places the organism in Eukaryota, Metazoa, Chordata, Actinopteri, Labriformes, Labridae.